Molecule: messenger RNA, 1175 nt
Organism: Drosophila willistoni
Lineage: Eukaryota; Metazoa; Arthropoda; Insecta; Diptera; Drosophilidae
Product: retinol dehydrogenase 14
Exons: 3
Coding region: 171-1034 (287 amino acids)
Source: RefSeq, a predicted model, not a curated record
UAUCAUUCAGUCAGUCUCUGAGCAAGCGUUCAAAGCGAAGGUUGUUGUUUUCUGUAUCUGUGACUUCGAUUUAACUCUUUAACCAUUGUCUGUCUAGUCCAAAGUUCACAGUAAAUUGCAAGCGAAUUUUUAUUACCAAUCAAGACUAAAUCAAUACAAAACAGACUAAAAUGGAGGGAAAAACUGUUAUUAUCACUGGAGCCAACAGCGGUAUUGGCAAGGAGACAGCCAAGGAUCUGGCUGGUCGUGGAGCUCGCAUUAUUAUGGCAUGCAGAAAUCUAGAGACAGCCAAUGCAGUCAAGGAUGAAAUCGUCAAGGAGACUAAUAAUAACAAAGUUGUGGUUAAGAAACUAGAUUUGGGCUCUCAGAAAUCGGUGCGCGAAUUUGCCGCUGAUAUUGUGAAAACGGAAUCGAAAAUCGAUGUACUGAUUCACAAUGCUGGCAUGGCCCUGGCUUUCCGUGGACAGACCAGCGAGGAUGGCAUUGAGCUGACAAUGGCAACGAACCACUAUGGCCCAUUCCUAUUGACGCAUCUAUUGAUUGACUUGCUCAAGAAGAGUGCUCCAGCCCGUAUUGUGAUUGUGGCCUCCGAGUUGUAUCGUCUGUCCUCGGUGAAUUUGAAUAAGCUAAAUCCCAUUGGCACAUUCCCAGCUGCCUAUUUGUAUUAUGUGUCGAAAUUUGCCAACAUUUACUUUGCCCGUGAGCUGGCCAAGCGUCUGGAAGGUACCAAGGUCACGGUUAACUUCUUGCAUCCCGGCAUGAUCGAUUCGGGCAUUUGGCGUAACAUUCCAUUCCCCCUCAAUCUGCCAAUGAUGGCCAUUACCAAGGGUUUCUUUAAGACAACUAAGGCUGGUGCCCAAACCACAAUCUAUUUGGCCACAUCCGAUGAAGUGGCCAAUGUUUCGGGCAAAUAUUUCAUGGACUGCAAGGAGAGCACGCUCAAUGCAGCUGCUCUUGAUGAGGAGAAGGGACUCAAAUUGUGGGAGGAAUCGGUGAAAAUUGUCAAACUGACACCCCAAGAGCCCAAGAUCUAAAAAACAUUUGACGAAAGUUGAAUGUUUACUCAUUCUGAUUUCUGUUUUCUUGCUAUAAAUAUUGAAUUGAAUUAUUGCUUUUUAUAAUUAAGGGGAGUAGCUUAAGGUUUUUCUACAAAAAAUAAAAAAUAUAUAAAGACA